This is a messenger RNA of Closterium sp. Yama58-4, 741 nucleotides long. Lineage: Eukaryota; Viridiplantae; Streptophyta; Zygnematophyceae; Desmidiales; Closteriaceae. The record is from the annotation of a GenBank genome assembly.
AUGUUUCUUAGACGAACCGCUCCCGCUGCCUUCCCCGAAGAGGAAGAGGAAGAAGACGAGUCGCCGUCAUUCCCGCUGCUCGACGAAGACGACUUCUUACUUUUUUUCUUCUUAGACGACGACGAAGACGUUGAGGAGCCGUCGCCGUCGGAUCCUGAAUCGGACGAACCCGAAGAGCCUGACGAAUCUCCUGAAGAAUCUCCUGAGGAAGAGUCGCCGUUGCUAUCAGACGACGAUCCGCUGCUCUUGGAACUCUUCUUAGAUUUCUUCUUUUUAGAAGACGAUGACGAUGACGACGAAUCCGACGAUGACGAUGACGAAGAAUCUGACGAUGACGAUGAAUCUGAGGAAGAAUCUGAAGAUGACGAAGAGGAAGAUGAGGAGGAGCUCUUCUUUUUCUUCUUCUUCCCGCUGGAACUGGACGACGACGACGAAUCAGACGACGAAUCGGACAACGAAUCGGACGACGACGACGAAUCGGACGACGAAUCGGACGACGAGGAGCCUGACGAUUUAUCAGAGGAACCGCCGGAACUUCCGCUUCCGUCGCCUCCGCUGCCCCCGUCGCUAGAAGAAGACGAAGAUCCUGACGAAGACGACGAUUUUGAAGAUGAUGAGCCGGAGCUUCCAGAUCACCAGAACCGGAUGACGAGGAUAGUCGUCGCGCGACAACUUCAAGGUCCUCCUCGAGUUUCUGGGGAUGGGAACGUUCAGGAACAGGGGAAAAAAACGAUAACAUAA